AUGGUAUCGAGCUUUUGCGACAGUUCGCACACCCACUUGGAGGUACGAUGUCGUCCCGCUGUCGGUGGAGACCCAGAAUUCCAUGAAUACAGCCGCUUCCCAGAUUCUUGGGAGCACCUCUACCAAGGCGACAUCUCCAGCCUCGAAGUCCGCGUGCUUGACCGCCGCGACAUAGAUGUGUUCACUCAUGUUCGCUGCCUGAGACAUGACACCUGCUUUUGCGGCUGGGAUGACUGCCACAUCGAUUCGCUGAUCGUCGCCGUCGACGGCGCUUGUCCUUUCAACGGUCAAGCUGGCGCGAACAGGUCUGCAUGUGGCAUCUACUUUGGUCCAAACAACGCAUUCAACAUGAGCUUCCUUGUGCCCGAUGAGUACAGGCGAAACCGGGAGGGACGACGGGUUCGCCGCGCACAUACAAACCAGCGUGCCGAGUUGCGUGCCGUCGCAGAGGGCUUGAAGGCCGCCCAGCGCUUUUGUCAACGAGGAUGGCGGCAUCAUCCCUUUCGAUACCGGGGAAAUCCGUGUGUGGUGCGUCAUAUCGUCAUCAAGUCGGAUUCUGCGUACAUUGUCGACGCUAUUGCAGGAAGAAAUGGACAGCCGGGGUGGAUAUCUCACUGGGUCAACAACAACUUCCACCGUGCCAAUGGGGAACCAGUCAAGAAUCGGUACCUCUGGGACUGGAUCCUCUCGGAGACAACCGAACUUUCGUCUAUGGGCGUUACUGUCGAAUUUUGGCACGUUCCGCGCAGUCACAAUCGAGAGGCCGAUGCCCUUGCGAACGAGGCCUUGCGAGGCAAUGCGUAUCGCUGA
Colletotrichum karsti is the source of this 810-nucleotide messenger RNA. Its product is annotated as putative ribonuclease h protein. The record is from RefSeq and is a predicted model, not a curated record. The transcript has a single exon. The coding region runs from base 1 to 810 and encodes 269 amino acids. Lineage: Eukaryota; Fungi; Ascomycota; Sordariomycetes; Glomerellales; Glomerellaceae. Gene Ontology annotation, molecular function: RNA-DNA hybrid ribonuclease activity; nucleic acid binding. Gene Ontology annotation, biological process: DNA replication, removal of RNA primer.